Messenger RNA from Lactuca sativa (garden lettuce), 537 nucleotides. RefSeq names its product pectinesterase inhibitor. Gene Ontology annotation, molecular function: enzyme inhibitor activity. The record is from RefSeq and is a predicted model, not a curated record. Lineage: Eukaryota; Viridiplantae; Streptophyta; Magnoliopsida; Asterales; Asteraceae.
AUGGCCUUUUCUCUUGAUAUCUCAUAUAUUCAUGUUCUAUUUCUUGCGUUUUUAACCACUUCUUUUCCACUUCCCACUAAGGGAGACCUAAUCGAUGAUGUUUGUGCCGAAAUGCCAGAUAAUAAACCUCUUUGUCUAGACACAUUAAGAGCUGACCCACGUUCUAAAACACAAAAUUUUCAAGUUUUAGCACAGAUUUCGUUUGAUGCAGCCAUGAAAGAUGCCAGUGGUUUGCCUCCAUUUGUCGAGUCGCUGCAAAUCUCAGUGAGGGACUCAGGAGUGAAAGAAAGGAUUUCAGGGUGUGUGAGAAACGCUGAGAAUGCUUUGGGGAGUAUUACACAAGCGAAGCAAUUUUUGGAGUCAAGACGUUAUGGUAUUGCAUAUGAGAAUGCCCGUUUGGCUAACAACACAUUGUCUAUAUGCGGACAUACUUUUUUAACACCACCGGCUAUUGAGCCACUUGAAUUAAAACAAGCAUUCGAUAGGUCGGAGGCUCUUAUUUCUAUUUUUAUGGUUGUUACCAGGCAUAUGUUUUGA